Molecule: messenger RNA, 4475 nt
Organism: Amoebophrya sp. A120
Lineage: Eukaryota; Dinophyceae; Syndiniales; Amoebophryaceae
Source: the annotation of a GenBank genome assembly
UGGCUUUCUGUCUGCGCACGACCAUGUUGUUGAUGCUGCGCUCCACCUGCGGAUUGAUUGUAUGCGAUUGAUUAUCACCACAACCUCUUCCUGGCUUGAUCCAGCGGCUCUCGGUAAAAGAAAUACUUUUUGGACUCGGUUUUUGCCGUCUCCCCUCUUGAGGGGAGAUAAGUAUUGCCGCCAGAAUUCUGGUCGUGCAUCUUUUUGAGCGAAAAAUUCUGAGAAGGAGUCCAAUUAGUUCGUCAAAACUAGUAAAGUAAAGGCAAUCGCAUCACGUACAUUGAGUCAUAUAUCAUUCAGUGAACAUGUUGGCACAACAACAUGCCCGGUAGUCUACUAUAUCGGCUUCAUUUGCAUUUUCUUUUUCAGUAAUUAUCAUAAUCAUUCUUGAAGGCAGUACAACUGCUACUAGUCCUUUUCCUUUAUUACUUCUCUUUGACAAGCUCAUCGCAAGUUCAUCAGCUUGAACCGGUAAAAAUUGUACUUGCAAAAAUAUUCACCAAUAUCUAGCUUCAGAUUCAGGUAAAGAAGUAAAAAAAACAAAGAAAAAGAUGGCGUGUUGCAUCUCCCCGGGCAAAGCCCGCAAAGCAGAAGGCGAAGCUGUGGUUCCGCCGGUAGAAAGUGGCGGGAGCGUGUGGGCGGACAAAAUUUCCAAGGAGCCCUACUGCCAGCCCCACCUACUUACUGAUGGUGUCGAUGCAGAGAAGCUCGGGGCACAGUUGGGGAAGCUGGACAAAGGUUGGAAUGCUAAAAAUUGUGAUAUUUGUGCCGUUGGUGUUGAUCUUUAUUCAGGUCUUCUGAAAUGAAGCACAAGCAGAAAAAUGACCCUCGCCAUCGGUGGAGGAUGACAGAGACAAUCAACGCUCGUGCAAGCGCAGCAUUUGCAUUCCGCCAAUAGUGUCGUGGCAAAAUUUCGUUGAUUCUUUUUUUCCGAAAACUAUCGAAGAACACCAGAAAGAAAAUCAAAUUUCAGGUAUUCCCGGCGGUCUGGCGGGGUACAUCGAACGUUCGAAAAAGUUGUUACACGAAGUGAAGAACGACGUAAACCCUCUGGCCGACUACACAGUCAGCCAAGCGACCGGCGUUAACCUGAGCGGCGACGCCGGUCCCGGUUCGUUGCAGUUCGAAGAGUACGAAAAGCUUGGGAUGCAGAAACUUGGCAAGCUCGGCUUCGUCCUGGUGGCCGGCGGCCUCGGGGAGCGUCUCGGCUACCCCGGCAUCAAAGUGGAGCUACCCGUUGAGAUGGCCACCGAGCUCUGCUUUCUGAACUUGUAUUGCAAGUACGUUCUAGCGGCGCAGGCAUACGCGAACGAGGGAAAAGCAGUACACUGUUGUUGUGCUUUUUCUCUAUGAUCAAUGAGCUUGGACCCCUACCGAUUAUGGUUCGCGCCGGUGUUAAGAACAAAUGAAACAAGGAAACUACUACACAUCAACAUCAGGACAAGGACAAAGUCGUGCUUCCGCUCUGCAUCAUGACGUCCGGGGACACGCACGACAAGACGGUUGCACUACUCGAAAAGAACGGCAACUUCGGGUUGGCUGCCGACCAGCUGUUUCUGAUGCAGCAAGACAAAGUUCCCGCGUUUUCCGGCGAGAAGUGCGAGUUCGUUCUUAUCCCCCAGAAAAAGACCGACAGGUCAUAUUUGUAAUGCAAAAAUAAAUAGACAAAAAUAAAAAAUCUGUAUUGCAUGCCCUAAACAGGAUGUUAUGGCCUCGCCCAUGACAGAUUUUCCUGUGUAUUUAUUUUUGCAUUACAAAUAUGACCUGUCGGUCUUUUUCUGUGGGAUAGUUCUCUCGGACAGCAAGGACGGUAUCGAGACCAAGCCCCACGUAUGCAAUGCAAAAAUGUCUGGGUCUGGAAGAUUCUGAGACUUGUCAUGCACGGCUUGCAUGAGCCAUGAUGUCUGUGAUGCAUGCCCUAGCGUCACAGGUUUUCUGAGGGAUUCUUGAUGCCUAUGUCGCAUGACAAGUGCCUUCUCCGCGUAGCAAAAAUUAGAAUCCUUUUGCUGCUUAUGCAACACAAAUUUUUUACACAUCCAAACGCAGCAUCACAAGUUGCAUUCUUCCAGACCCAGACAUUUUUGCAUUCGAUACCACGGGCACGGGGACGUCCACACUCUGAUGUACAUGAAGGGCAUUGCCAAAAAGUGGCUGAAGGACCUGGGGCUGGAGUACGUACUGUUCUUCCAAGACACAAACCCGCUCGCCUUUCGCGCACUUGCCAGUUGUCUGGGCGUGUCGGUAUUGGAUGGUGAUGCAGAAUCUCGUGGUCUUCACGACGUUAUUUUGUUUCAUACUGUCAAUUAUCGCAUCAUGUGGUCCAAGAUCAAGGAGAUUUUCUUUAUGAUUAUGACAAUGUAAAACUAUACUCAAACGCAGGUAAAAAAUGAGUUUGCGAUGAACUCGCUUGCUGUUCCGAGAAAAGCCGGGGAAGCGGCUGGUGCCAUUGUGCAGCUGGUGCGCAAGCCUGGCGCGGCGGACACGGGCAUGCCGGCAAAUUUGGUGAUCAUAUCAAAUGCAAAUAUGUCUGGGUCUGGAAGAUUGCCUGGUUUGUCAUGCUUGUCUAACAUGACUCGGAACUCUGUCAUGCGUAGGUGCAAAAAGAUCGAUGUGUCUGUGAUGCAAAAGCGCAGUCUGCCAUGACAUGCGGAAUACGCUACACAUAGCAGCUCAAAAACUUGUCAUGCUUGGCCAUGUAUGACAGUGCGCCCAGUAUUCCCUAGCUUGCAUCACAAGUUUCCAGACCCCCAUUUUGCAUUUGAUAGAUCAACGUAGAAUACAACCUCCUGGGCGGGCUGCUCGCGGACCAGGGCGGCGACUCCGCCAUCAACGAGGCCAACGACUCGGCCUACCCGGGUAACUGCAACAUUCUGCUGUUCCAGCUUGAAAAAUACGUGGCCGCGCUCGAGAACUCCCAGGGGGUGAUGCCCGAGUUUGUCAACCCGAAGUUUCAGGACAAGGAAAAAACAAAAUUCAAGCCCACCCGGCUGGAGUGCCUCAUGCAGGACUUCCCGCGGCUUUUCGCCGACGCAAAGGUCGGGUUUACCAAGUACGACCGGUGGCUGUGCUUCACGUGCGUGAAAAACAACUUGGAGGACGCCAAGAAGAAGUCCGCCGCGCUGCAGCCGCCAGACUGCUGCUUUUCCUGCGAGUCGGACAUCUACUACUGCACCAACAAGUUGCUAAUCCUUGCCGGGAGGCCAGCAACGGAAAAAGUGGACGUACAGGACGUGGAGGAAGAGGUAAGUAAGUAGAUAGAUGAUUUGCUCUGGGCGCGUCUUGGUCGCUCUCGAUUGCGAUUCGUGUGGUAAACGCUUCUUUACGCCUGUAGCUUCAAUAGAAGAUGCUGAACAAAUUUGCUCGCUUUUCAAAAAUUGGACGCAGUGACAUAAAGUGCUACUUUGCUCUUCUGUUAAAGGAUAGUACUUGUUCCCAACACACCAGAUGACCUCCAUCAGCGAAAAAACGGAAUUUCUCGGGAUAGAAAAAAACCUUCCCCCGGUCGCGGUGUUACUGCCAAGCUUCGCGUUGAGUCUCGCACAGUUGCGCGAACGCCUGAACAACAAGCCACUCAAAAUCGACGCGGGCGGAAUGCUUGUGGUGGAGGGCAAUGUGAAGUUUAACGGCUUCACAUUGGAAGGCGCCGUGGACCUCCGGUCACCGCUCGGCGCUCCUGCCACCGAAAUACCGGCGGAUGCGGUGGCAACGAACGCAUCGGCAAAACUGGUCGCUAUGGAAGAAAAAGACAUGGACACCGAUGUGAAGAAAAUACGGGGGUACAGCCUGCUCAAAAACGACGUCUGGGAUUUGAAAACGCUGGUUGAAAAAACCGCAAAAUGAUCUACUCGCACCAGCGACCACCUGCUGAAAUAGGAACUGGUUCUUGCGGUACUAGUCCUCAUGCCGCAAUGGGCGCCGGGGGCAAAGCCUGUUUUGCUUCGGCCGAGCGGGAUCGAAGACGUUUGCAGCAAUUUUCCAAAUCUUGUUCGCGGCAAGAGGGCACAGUAUCCAAAAGGUCGAGCGCGUUUCACAUUCUUGUAAAACCAAAGCAAAAACAAAAACAAGUGGCUCAUAUGCAUUAACUUCAGAUGCAGUUUUUAGUUUCAUUGCGCAAGCACUAUACACUUUUUCAAAUCUUCCGAAAAGGACAAACAAUGAGAUGUCCACUGCAGUAGCAAACAUUAACAUUAUCAUUGAUGUGAAAAUCAAAUUACCAACGAGUUUGGGAGCCUCAUAAAAUAGUGCAAAACAAGAGCAAAUCUACGGCCUUGUCUUGCAUUACAGCUGCAGCUGCUGACGAACAUGCGUUGUAAUUGAGAUACGGUCGUGAUGGUAGCGUGUCGCUGAAUGAUCAAAUGUAAAUGAUUUCGCGGCCGCACUCAGUCUACGACGUAAUCGUAAAUUAAGAAGAACAAUAGUACACAGAGAGAAAGGAUUCGACUGCAGCGUAAAUGCAGAAAAGUCGACGACAUCAU